Messenger RNA from Dermochelys coriacea (leatherback sea turtle), 1054 nucleotides. Its product is annotated as olfactory receptor 52B2-like. Lineage: Eukaryota; Metazoa; Chordata; Testudines; Dermochelyidae. Gene Ontology annotation, cellular component: membrane. The record is from RefSeq and is a predicted model, not a curated record. The transcript has a single exon. Gene Ontology annotation, biological process: G protein-coupled receptor signaling pathway. Gene Ontology annotation, molecular function: olfactory receptor activity; G protein-coupled receptor activity. Bases 1 to 966 code for a protein of 321 amino acids.
AUGAUGCUAGCUGACAAUCACACCUUUUUUGCCCCUGUGACCUACAUCCUGACCGGCAUCCCGGGUACAGAGGAGUCUCAUGUCUGGAUCGCUAUCCCCUUCUGCCUGAUGUACGUUACAACACUUUGUGGGAACUCUCUCCUACUAUUCAUCAUACUAACAGAACAAAGCCUCCAUGAGCCCAUGUAUCUAUUCGUCUCCAUGCUGGCCACUGCUGAUCUGCUGUUAUCUACCACGACAGUGCCCAAGAUGCUGGCGGUAUUCUGGUUUAGAGCGGGGGAAAUUUCUUUUGCUGCCUGCCUGACCCAGAUGUUCUUCAUCCAUGCCAGUUUUAUUGCUGAGUCGGCCAUCCUGCUGGCCAUGGCAUUUGAUCGGUACAUUGCCAUCUGUGACCCCCUGAGAUAUACCAUCCUGCUGACCAAGUCUCUGAUCGGGAAGAUAGGGCUGGCAGUUGUCACAAGAAGUUUCUGUAUCAUUUUCCCUCUCAUCUUUCUCGUGAAGCAGCUGAAGUUCUGCAGAACCAAUCUCCUGCCUCACACCUACUGUGAGCACAUGGGCGUAGCCCGGCUAGCUUGUGACGAUGUCACAGUCAACAUCUGGUAUGGUGUAGCCAUAGCUAUUUUAGUAAUUGGUUUGGAUGCUGUGCUCAUUGCUAUAUCUUAUGUGCUGAUCCUCAGAGCCGUCUUCCGGCUCCACUCCAAGGAUGCCCGGCUCAAGGCUCUCCGCACCUGCGGCUCCCAUGUCUGUGUCAUACUGAUGUUCUACAUGCCGGCCUUUUUCUCCUUUUUUGCACACCGAUUUGGGCACAUCAUCCCAGGUUAUAUUCUCAUCCUACUGGCCAACCUCUAUGUGCUCAUUCCCCCCAUGAUAAACCCCAUCAUUUAUGCGGUGACAACGAAAAAGAUUCUGAAAUGGGUGAUCAAUGUGUUUUGUUGGUGUUGCAGUAGAAGCUUCCUGUUGAGCUGAAGCAGGCAACAGAAAAUAUAUUGGGACUUGGAAAUUAAAGCCAGGUUUUCAUUGGAACUAUAAGGGUGUUUUUAUUAUGUACUUACAC